CCUUUUCUUUUCGCUACUUCAGCGCGUGGCAAGUGUGGUUCCGAUCCGGUGCAGUUGUAAUUGCAAAUUCGCAAGGAAUUUAAGCUCCAUAAUUCAAAAAGCAACAACUCCAACAUGAAAAUCUUUAAGGAUAUCUUUACCAAUGACGAAAUGUUCUCUGACGUCCAUAAAAUUAAACUUGUGGAUGAGGUUAUCUACGAAGUCUAUGGAAAAUUGGUCAGCCGCUCUGAAGGAACGGUACAUAUUGAGGGCUUCAACCCAUCGGCUGAAGAGGCUGAUGAGGGCACUGAUGAAAAUGUGGAAACUGGCGUCGAUAUAGUGCUAAACAAUCGCCUAAGUGAAUGCUUUGCUUUCGGCGACAAGAAAAGUUACACUCUUUACCUGAAGGAAUACAUGAAGAAAAUUCUGGAUAAACUUUCGAAAGAUGCACCCGAUCAAGUUGAUGUGUUUAAGACCAACAUGAACAAAGUCAUGAAGGAGAUUCUGGGCCGGUUUAAGGACUUGCAGUUUUUCACUGGCGAGUCAAUGGACUGCGACGGCAUGGUUGCAUUGUGUGAAUAUCGUGAUAUUGAUGGCGUGAGCACUCCCGUUUUCAUGUUCUUUAAGCACGGUCUUGAAGAGGAGAAACUCUAAAUUCUCUUCUUUUCAUGUACAUAAAGUUUCUCUUGUGGUCUGCAGUAACAACAACAAAGACAAACAACGCCCGACGCAGACACUAAAAAACUUUUACCAAUGUACAUACACACACACACCAACAUCAGAGACAUACUCACACAUACCUAAUACAUAUUCUUAACGAUUUUUUAGUUAACGUUUUUUUUGGCAAAGUUCGAAAUUUAUGUUUAUGUCUAAGCGAAAUCCAAAAUUUUGAUUGAUGUAUUUUGUAAAAUCAAUGAUAACAACUUUUGAUUGUGAAAUGAGAGAAAUUUGUAAUUGUAGUAAAAUACUGCGCCACCAGGAGCCACACAUUAACAGUAGCUAAAUAUAACUAAAUUAUGGUGUUUACUAUUGUAAUUGAUAACAGCGUAAUAUAAUGUUUUUAUAACAACAAUUUUUGUAUACCUUUGUUUACGUUUGAAAUGUCAAGGAACAGACAGAAAUCAGAAUAAAAAUAGCAUUUGUAUGUACUAAUAGAAACAUUAAACGGAAACCAUAUUCAAAACUGCAAUCUCAA
Drosophila innubila is the source of this 1174-nucleotide messenger RNA. RefSeq names its product translationally-controlled tumor protein homolog (gene Tctp). Gene Ontology annotation, molecular function: calcium ion binding. The coding region runs from base 115 to 633 and encodes 172 amino acids. Gene Ontology annotation, cellular component: cytoplasm. Lineage: Eukaryota; Metazoa; Arthropoda; Insecta; Diptera; Drosophilidae. The transcript has a single exon. The record is from RefSeq and is a predicted model, not a curated record.